Molecule: messenger RNA, 630 nt
Organism: Wasmannia auropunctata (little fire ant)
Lineage: Eukaryota; Metazoa; Arthropoda; Insecta; Hymenoptera; Formicidae
Product: 40S ribosomal protein S10-like
Exons: 3
Coding region: 106-585 (159 amino acids)
Cellular component (GO): cytosolic small ribosomal subunit
Molecular function (GO): RNA binding; structural constituent of ribosome
Source: RefSeq, a predicted model, not a curated record
GUCUCGAAUGAUUCGAGAUAUCGAGACGUAACGUAAAUCGACAUUGUCCGCGUGUAAAGUGUAAAUCGCUCUUUCCGAGAAGAGGUACACGCUAGGAGCAUCAAAAUGUUGAUGCCAAAAAAGAAUCGUGUGGCUAUCUAUGAGUAUCUUUUUAAAGAAGGAGUCAUGGUAGCAAAGAAAGAUUAUCAUGCAUCAAAACAUCCGGAACUUGAAAAUAUUCCUAAUCUUCAAGUCAUUAAAGCCAUGCAGUCUUUAAAAUCUAGAGGUUACGUAAAGGAACAAUUUGCAUGGAGACACUUUUAUUGGUACCUUACAAACGACGGUAUUGAAUAUCUACGUGGAUACUUACAUCUGCCACCUGAAAUUGUGCCCUCCACACUUAAGAAACAACCGAGAUCCGAAACUACGAGACCGAGACCUGCUGCAGCUAGGAGCGAAGGCUCGAGACCAACGGAAGAUCGUGCGGGAUAUAGACGGGGACCGGGUGGUCCUCCAGGUGCCGGUGACAAAAAAGCCGAUGUUGGUGCAGGUACAGGCGAUCUCGAGUUCCGCGGUGGCUUCGGUCGUGGAAAAGCUCUUCAAUAAAAUAAAAUUUUUUAAAUAAAAUAAAUUGUGCUCUAAGAAACAAAA